This is a messenger RNA of Aspergillus caelatus, 405 nucleotides long. RefSeq lists its product as uncharacterized. The record is from RefSeq and is a predicted model, not a curated record. NCBI's taxonomy places the organism in Eukaryota, Fungi, Ascomycota, Eurotiomycetes, Eurotiales, Aspergillaceae. Bases 99 to 269 code for a protein of 56 amino acids. The transcript has a single exon.
GGCCACUCACGCUGAGCCCACUUAUAAAAUCACCUAACCCAAUUAUUGCGUUGAAUAAGGACGAGUUCUACAUUACCAAUGACCACCAUUUCCCGAGGAUGAAGAGGCCCCUUCUCGCAAUGCUGGAAACCUAUGCCGCCCUUUCAUUGGGGGGCAUAGUCCAUGUGAACAUGCACAACGAGUCAUUUGUUACACUGCGCGCCCUUGCCAAUAUCCCAUAUGCCAAUGAGAUCGCCCUGCUGAAUACCUCAACACUGGCGGUGGAAUAACAGGAUCCUGUCAAGUCCGGCUUUAUGAUAUCCGACACGAUGCGACUCUUGAGCUAGCGACUGAGAUCAGAGUACCGUUUAUAUCGAAUAAACUUUCUCACGAUUAAAAUGGACUUCUACUGAUUAGCGGUCAUCC